AUGGCCGAAGUGUCGUUUGACGUGGGCUUAGGCCUGGAUGCCACUCACGUAUUGAUCACGGGAUCCUCUGGCGCUAUAGGAACCGUGCUAGUUAGAGCAUUUCUGGCGGCUGGAGCGUAUGUGUCAGCGUUUGACCUCGUCCACCCACGAGAGCCUCUUGAGCAUGAACGGCUCCAGACGCAUCAGGCCGAUAUUACAGACGAGGCCUCCCUAGAGAGCGCGCUCGAAUCAGCCAGAGAGAGAUAUGGCGUGAUCACAACCUGCGUAUUGGCAGCCGGGGUGGAUCUGUCCUACUGUCAGCAUAGUUCACUUGUCGACAUGCCGCUGAAGGAGUGGCAGAGAAUCUUGAACGUCAACCUAACUGGCACUUUUCUUACCUGUCGCGCUUGGCUCCGAGGCAUCAAGAGCCACGCGACAUCUCAGAGUCGCAAUAUCUCGGCCAUCAUCUUUGGGAGCGAAGCAGGAACCUUUGGCGUGGCUGACUGCGCCGCAUACGCAGCCUCCAAAUCGGCAAUCCAGUAUGGGCUGGUGAAGUCUCUUGCCCGCGACGCAGUCAACAUCCAUCCACGAUGCCGCGUCAAUGCCGUUGCACCAGGGCCCGUUGCAACAAAGCAAUUCUCGAAAGAAUGCGAGGACGAUCCAAUCACUUUGUGGCGCGAGGCUCAAGCAACCGUGGCCUUGAAGCAGGCGGUCCCAUUGGAAGCUGUUGCAAGAGCUUGUUUGUUCCUUGCUAGCGAAAACUUCGCGGGCAACAUGACUGGACAGAUCGUGCCGGUGGAUUCUGGGAAGAGUGGCGCCCUGAUGUGGCCAGAAGCACCGCUUCCUUGA
This is a messenger RNA of Cladophialophora yegresii CBS 114405, 828 nucleotides long. RefSeq lists its product as uncharacterized. NCBI's taxonomy places the organism in Eukaryota, Fungi, Ascomycota, Eurotiomycetes, Chaetothyriales, Herpotrichiellaceae. Bases 1 to 828 code for a protein of 275 amino acids. The record is from RefSeq and is a predicted model, not a curated record. The transcript has a single exon.